GUUGAUCUAAGCCUCUUCUUCUAUCGUUUUUAUAAGUGAAGAAAUGUUUGGGGCUUUUACGAAAAUACAUAGAAAUACAAGACCUUUUCUGUAAAAUUCGAGGACAAUGCCAAAUCCUUUUUUGACUCUUUACAAAUCUCCCGCCUUAAUUUCCCUCCAUAUUUUUUUGUGGUUUUCUCUUACCAAACUAAAAGUAACAGACUUUCACUUGUCCUCUUGACUUCACGUGUGAACAUGUUAGAUCUGGACAACAUGUCUAUGUCGGCAUCCGUGUCUCUCACUUGCUGCCCUGCUUUUCUCCCGGCGGCAACAGGGCCGGAACUAGCUAAACCGAUCGAUUCCCCGGGGAACAUAGCCGAAGACUGCAAUCCAGAACAUAAACCGAUGAUUCCUCCUGCGGAAGAGGUCAGAGACAUCAACAAUGCCAUCACUGUUUCUAACGGAAGACAAGAUCCGUCUGAAAAAUCAAAGAAAGGGUUGGUUCUUGAAGAUCAUGUGAAAAAUUGGGUCAAGAGAAGAGUUGAAUCCGGAGUUUCUGAGUCGAGAUGUGUACUCCCUUUUCUCGUUGGAGCUAAGAGAAUGGUUUGGUGUCAGGGUGACUGUCUUGUUUGCCGUAAGCUGGUGUAUCCUGGAGAAGAAGUGAUGUGCUCUGUUCGUGGCUGUCAAGGGGUCUAUCACUUGUUCUGUGCCAAAGAAAGUCUCGGUUUUCAUAAUCUUGGGAAAUUUAGGUGCCCUCAACAUGAGUGCUUUGUCUGCAAACAGAGAACUCAGUGGCGGUGUGUAAAGUGCCCAAUGGCGGCUCAUGACAAGCACGCUCCAUGGCCUAAAGAGAUACUUCACAUGAAAGACCAACCAGGGAGAGCAGUCUGUUGGAGGCAUUCAACUGAUUGGCGGCUAGACACAAAGAGUGGAGAUGCACAGAGUGAGAUAGAGGAGGUGUUUUGUCAAUUGCCUUUGCCAUAUGUAGAAGAGGAGUUCAAGAUUGACUUGACAUGGAAAGAUUCUGUUGCCAAAGAUGACCUCCCUCCUUAUGUGCACAUCAGGCGUAAUAUAUAUCUUGUGAAGAAGAAGCGUGAUAAUGCUAAUGAUGGUGUUGGGUGCACUAACUGUGGCCCUACUUGCUGUAGAAGCUGUGUUUGCAGGGUUCAAUGCGUAAGCUGUUCAAAGCGAUGUGGAUGCCCUGAAACUUGUGGAAACAGACCAUUCCGCAAGGAUAAGAAGAUCAAAAUUGUUAAGACCAAACUUUGCGGUUGGGGGGUAGAGGCAGCAGAAUCCAUUAACAAAGAGGACUUCAUUGUUGAAUACAUCGGUGAAGUGAUUAGUGAUGCUCAGUGUGAGCAAAGGCUUUGGGAUAUGAAGCACAAAGGACUGAAAGACUUUUACAUGUGUGAGAUUCAAAAAGACUUCACAAUUGAUGCCACCUUCAAAGGAAACGCUUCUCGCUUUCUAAAUCACAGCUGCAACCCAAACUGUGUUUUGGAGAAGUGGCAAGUUGAAGGUGAGACCCGUGUAGGUGUCUUUGCAGCUCGUCAAAUAGAAGCAGGAGAGCCACUUACAUAUGAUUACAGAUUUGUGCAGUUUGGUCCUGAAGUAAAGUGUAACUGUGGUUCUGAAAACUGUCAAGGUUAUCUUGGGACAAAGAGGAAAGAACCAAACUGUUUGGUUGUAUCUUGGGGAGCAAAACGCAGAAGAGUGUCUCACCGACCUUUAGCCCAUAAGUUGCAGCAAGACUAGCUUCAACAAACCCUGGAGAAUAUCUGUAAACAAGCUUGUCUGUUGUACUUCUGUAGUAACCUCUGAGGAGUUUCACUGUAACUUCUAUUUUCUUACACACAAACAACUCUAAUGAGCAAAAAACCUGAUUCUUUGUGGCUUAUGCUUAUAGUUUGUCUUUUAUGUGAUUGUGUUUUGAUUAUGGACAGUGGCUGAUGAAAACACUUUUGCUUGUAA
This is a messenger RNA of Brassica rapa (field mustard), 1950 nucleotides long. RefSeq names its product histone-lysine N-methyltransferase ASHR3. Gene Ontology annotation, molecular function: histone methyltransferase activity; protein binding. Gene Ontology annotation, cellular component: nucleus. The record is from RefSeq and is a predicted model, not a curated record. NCBI's taxonomy places the organism in Eukaryota, Viridiplantae, Streptophyta, Magnoliopsida, Brassicales, Brassicaceae.